Molecule: messenger RNA, 1186 nt
Organism: Schistosoma intercalatum
Lineage: Eukaryota; Metazoa; Platyhelminthes; Trematoda; Strigeidida; Schistosomatidae
Source: the annotation of a GenBank genome assembly
UGUGAAUGUAACCAGUGGGGUUACACAAGGAAGUGUGGUUGGUCCAUUACUCUUUCUCCUUUUUAUCAAUGACGUGUGUUCCCUCUUUCAGUAUGGUAAGCCUUCCCUUUUUGCUGAUGACUUGAAAGUAGUAUAUUCAUUCUCUUCUCCUACGAAAGAAAGCUCUAUUUCAGCGGUAAUCCAAGAGGAAAUAAACAAGUUGUACGAAUGGAUUGUUUCGUGGAAUAUGCCACUUAAUGUUAACAAAAGUGGAUUUAUUCACAAUGGUCGCUGUCUUAACUUAAAUCUGACUGUACACACAUAUACACUCAAACCUCUCAACACUGUUCGUGACCUGGGUUUAAGAUAUAGUAACAGUCUGAACUUUUCUGAACACAUUAUAUAUCAAGUAUCCAAAGCUAGAAAGCUCAUCGGAUUGAUAAUGAUAAACUUCAAUAAUACUGAAUCGAGAUUGUUACUAUACAGAAAAUGUAUCUUACCCAUUCUUGAAUAUGGUAUUUUAGUUUACAGUAAUUGUAGACAUAAUGACCUGAUUAGAAUUGAAGGUGUUCAAAGAAAGUUCACCAAAGCUGUUCUGGGGUAUUCCGAUAACAAAGACUAUUACCAAAGAUGUCAACUACUCAACUUAGAACCUCUUUGGAUCAGACGUAUCAAAUUAAAUCUUGCCUUUAUCUACCGGCUUAUUAACGGUAUUUCCUACUCCUCGGUAUCCACCCCUUCAUACCUUAUGAUAUCACCCCACAAUCUACGCAAUAAGGAGAAUAUCCUAGCGAUUCCAAGGACCCACACAAACUUACGUCAGAAUUUUUUCCUUAUUCGCUACUCAACCAUGUGGAACAGACUGCCAGUGAACCUCCGUUGCAGUGAAACUACAACCCGGUUCAAAAGUCUCCUUGACGAUUUUCUUUCCGAAAGUGGAUUAUGUCACCUAUUGAAUAUCAAUGUAUUCAAUAAUGAUUUAUACAAACAAGGUCCGUCAUCCAUUUGAUUUAAAAGCAAAAUAAAACCUUUAAAUCUUUCCACGUCUAUUUUAUUUUAUUUCUAUUUAUCUUAAUAUAUGAAAUCUGCUUAUGUUCGUGUUUAUCAUUAUUACCGUUAUUAAUAUCAUUAUUAGUUCCCCGAUACAUUAGAUAUUCUUUUUGUAUCUUCUUAUCCUUCUAAACAUAUUUAACUCCAGAUUGUCCUU